AUGCCAAUUGACUUGGGUUUAACUAGGGUGUCAACCCUCUUAAAGCGACUUGGGAACCCUCACCUUGCAUAUAAUACUAUCCACAUCGCAGGUACCAACGGUAAAGGUUCUACAAUUGCAUAUCUCUCAUCUAUUUUCACAAAAGCAGGUAUUAAGAAUGGUAGAUUCACAUCCCCUCAUAUGCUAUACUACAAUGAUUGCAUUUCAAUGGACGAAAACAUAUACCCACUCUCUAAGUUCGAGGAGAUAUCCACCUUGGUAAAACAGGUGAAUGUCUCCUUUGAAUUGGGAUGCACAGAAUUUGAGCUUUUAACUGCCACAGCAUAUAAAAUAUUUGAAGUAGAGAAGAUUUCUUUGGCUAUAAUUGAGGUAGGAUUGGGCGGCAGGUUAGAUGCAACUAAUGUCUUGGAACCACCUACUCUCUUGGCCACCGGGAUAACCAAAAUUGCCUUUGACCAUGAAAACUUAUUGGGAAACACAUUAAAAGAGAUCGCAUUCGAGAAGGCCGGUAUAAUCAAAAGUAGAGUCCCUGUUGUUGUAGAUGGAAGCAAUAAUAAGGAAGUAAUUGAUGUAGUUGAGUCACGAGCAAAUGCCCUAGACUCUCCCUUGACAUUAGUUGAUCCGGCAGUUUCAGGUGCUGUUACUGAACUAAUUGAAUUCUCUCCAUUGAAAGGGGCUUACCAAGUUCAAAAUUUAGGAAUUGCUUUGAAAAUAGUAGACAUAAUAUGUUCACAUUCGACUUAUCAGCUCUGUGUUACACCGGAUUCAAUAAAGGAAGGUAUUAAGGCAACCAAGUGGCCCGGAAGGUUGCAAUCUGUAGACGUGCCACUUUCUACGGGAUCUACCGUUGAGAUUUUGUUGGAUGGUGCCCAUAAUGAAAGUGCAGCGAUUGAAUUGGGAAAGUAUCUUGAUUCUAAACCAAACAGGUCAGAAAACGGACUUGUGUAUAUCAUAGCAAUGACAAAGGGUAAGAAUAUAGAUUCCUUACUCAAGUACUUGCUAUCAAAAGAUGAUACGGUGAUAUUAACAGGGUUCUCGACUCCAGAAAAUAUGCCAUGGAUCCAAAGUUCCGCUUUGGGGGACCUUGAGGCAAUUGCAAGAAAGUACACUGAAAACGUCUACCAUGGCAAUGAGGGCAGUAUUGAAAAGGUCAUUUCUCAAGCACAGCGACUCAGUGAAAAACGUGGGAGUGAGAUCGUUGUGUGCGGGAGUCUCUAUUUAUGUUCUGAUGUCUUGCGAUAUGUGGACUCUUACCAUAAAUGA
Messenger RNA from Dujonia railenensis, 1263 nucleotides. Lineage: Eukaryota; Fungi; Ascomycota; Pichiomycetes; Serinales; Debaryomycetaceae. The record is from the annotation of a GenBank genome assembly.